This is a messenger RNA of Entrophospora candida, 254 nucleotides long. The record is from the annotation of a GenBank genome assembly. Lineage: Eukaryota; Fungi; Glomeromycota; Glomeromycetes; Entrophosporales; Entrophosporaceae.
GAAAAAAUGGACUUCCAAUCUGAAAAAUGCAUUUGGAUUUACUUUUUUGCUUUAUACUAUAUUCAAUAUGUUUGCUGUAAGAAACAUCAAAGAUACUGCUGCAUACAAAGAAUUCCCCAAGGAAGGUGAAAAUUAUAACAAGAGAAACAAUUGGGCAAAAUUAAGCAUCUGUGAUAUUGAUAUUGAUAUGUUAAUGGAAUACGAAAACAAAAAUUUUGAUUCUUAUCAAUUACUGAAGGCUAAUACUAAUAAUG